Molecule: messenger RNA, 4800 nt
Organism: Meriones unguiculatus (Mongolian gerbil)
Lineage: Eukaryota; Metazoa; Chordata; Mammalia; Rodentia; Muridae
Gene: Btbd9
Product: BTB domain containing 9
Exons: 11
Coding region: 239-2077 (612 amino acids)
Biological process (GO): circadian behavior; adult locomotory behavior; modulation of chemical synaptic transmission
Molecular function (GO): protein binding
Source: RefSeq, a predicted model, not a curated record
UAGAUGCCGGUUGGCUGACCUGUUGCUUGGACCUUCCAGCCUCACGUGUAUGCCCACGUGCUCCUCUGACAUUUUUAUCCCGUGUUGGUGCACAUUUUGAAGCCAAGGGACUGUCUAUCCAGUGUUCUUACCUCCGCGUACACUCAAACCCGCUCUUGUGUUUAUUUCGCAGAACUGUGAUGUAUGUGCUUUGGCCAUUGCAAGGCCCUCGAGGGUCAGUGACUACCUGUUCCACACGAUGAGUAACAGCCACCCUCUUCGCCCCUUCACUGCAGUGGGGGAGAUCGAUCACGUGCACAUUUUGUCUGAGCACAUUGGUGCCCUGUUGAUUGGCGAAGAAUAUGGCGAUGUCACAUUUGUCGUGGAAAAGAAGCGCUUUCCUGCCCACAGGGUAAUUUUAGCAGCCAGGUGCCAGUAUUUUCGGGCAUUACUGUAUGGUGGAAUGCGAGAGUCUCAGCCUGAAGCAGAAAUUCCUCUCCAAGACACCACUGCAGAAGCAUUCACAAUGCUCCUCAAAUACAUCUACACUGGGCGGGCGACACUGACAGAUGAGAAGGAGGAGGUGCUGUUGGAUUUUUUGAGCCUGGCUCACAAGUACGGAUUUCCAGAGCUGGAAGAUUCUACCUCCGAGUAUCUCUGCACCAUACUUAACAUUCAGAACGUCUGCAUGACUUUCGAUGUCGCCAGUCUCUACUCGCUGCCCCGGUUAACGUGCAUGUGCUGCGUGUUCAUGGACAGGAACGCUCAGGAGGUGCUGGUCAGCGAGGGCUUCCUCUCCCUGUCCAAGACAGCACUUCUGAACAUCGUUUUAAGAGAUUCGUUUGCUGCUCCUGAGAAGGAUAUUUUCUUAGCCUUGUUAAACUGGUGUAAGCACAAUGCAAAAGAAAAUCAUGCUGAAAUCAUGCAGGCUGUGCGUUUACCUCUAAUGAGCCUCACUGAGCUUCUGAACGUUGUGAGGCCCUCAGGACUGUUAUCUCCAGAUGCUAUUCUAGAUGCUAUCAAAGUGCGGUCAGAGAGCCGGGAUAUGGACCUCAACUACAGAGGCAUGCUCAUACCUGAAGAAAACAUUGCAACUAUGAAGUAUGGAGCCCAGGUUGUGAAAGGAGAGCUGAAGUCGGCCUUGCUGGAUGGCGACACUCAGAAUUAUGACUUGGAUCAUGGAUUUUCCAGGCACCCCAUCGAUGAUGACUGCCGCUCUGGCAUUGAGAUCAAGCUUGGCCAGCCAUCCAUCAUCAACCACAUACGCCUGCUCCUGUGGGACCGCGACAGCCGUUCUUAUUCCUACUUUAUUGAAGUGUCCAUGGACGAACUGGAUUGGAUCAGGGUGAUAGAUCAUUCACAUUACCUGUGUCGGUCUUGGCAAAAGUUGUAUUUCCCAGCUCGUGUCUGCAGGUAUAUUCGAAUAGUUGGGACUCACAACACAGUGAACAAGAUUUUCCACAUUGUGGCUUUUGAAUGUAUGUUUACAAACAAAACCUUCACGCUGGAGAAGGGCCUGAUAGUUCCCGUGGAGAAUGUUGCAACGAUUGCAGAUUGUGCCAGUGUGAUUGAAGGAGUCAGUCGGAGCCGAAAUGCCUUGCUGAAUGGGGACACUAAGAAUUAUGACUGGGACUCUGGCUACACGUGUCACCAGCUGGGCAGUGGUGCGAUUGUGGUUCAGCUGUCACAACCAUAUAUGAUUGGGUCAAUACGGUUGUUACUCUGGGACUGUGAUGACCGAAGCUACAGCUACUACGUUGAGGUCUCCACCAAUCAGCAGCAGUGGACCAUGGUGGCUGACAGGACCAAAGUAGCCUGCAAGUCCUGGCAAUCAGUCACUUUUGAAAGACAGCCCGCCUCCUUCAUCCGAAUCGUUGGAACACACAACACAGCAAAUGAGGUCUUCCACUGCGUCCACUUUGAAUGUCCAGAGCAGCAGAGCAGCCAGAAGGAAGAGAGCAGUGAGGAGCCGGCGACGGGGGACCCCAGCACCUCCAGUCAGCAGCUCGACCCUCAUGCACUUCGGGCUCCCAGUGCCAGCUCGCUGCCCCCGAGUCCAGGCCCCAGCUCACGCUCCACCAACCAACAGCACCAAUAAAGGAGGCAGAGGAUGUGGUGUGACUUGGGUGGGCCUGGAUGGAGCAGGAGUGGGCCCUUCCAGGCAGGGCCCUGUGUCAGCACCCACCCCCGGCCUUGGGAGGAGCAGACCUGCCUGCGGAAGCCACCCCAACCAGGUCUUUUCCCUCCGGGGACCGAAGGGCACCUGUGUUCUCACCACUCUUGAGGCAGGCUCCCAGGGGGGAGGAAGUGGGUCUUGAGUCUUCAAUCCCACCAUCAGUCCCUACCUCUAAUCUUAACCCAGGUACCAGUGUAGACGGACUCUCUAAACAGGCCCAAGCUGGAAUCAAAAAGGAAGGAACCCCCCAGGCUUGACACAACCAGGAAAGGGCCCAGACCCUCGCAGUCCGAGGUGUCCCCUCUGCAGCUCCCAUUGCCCUGGCUACUUGGUGCGGUUCUUCCACCUGCAGAGUCGUGGGUGUUGCAGGCUCGUGGAACUCUCUGAACCUCUGCAGAGGCCGUCCUCAGGCUCCAGAGCAGAGGCUGUCCGUCCCAAGGGAGACCAGGCCCAGCAAGCGUAUUGUGCCAUCUGGCCUGACCAGGGCAGUCCUUGAAGUUCAACCAGGCACAAUGCGCAAAUCAGUCCGCGGACCCUGGAGUCAAAAGUUGAUCAAAUAGCCGCCGUUAGCCCGUCGUUCGUGGUGCACCAGCCUCCCGCCUGCCAGGCCGGCGAGCCAACUGCUGCCACCCAGCUGCUAGAGAACCGUCCAGAUGCCUGUGUCGACGGCACUGCAGUCCUAGGCCGACCCCACUGGGCCUCAUGGUUUGGCCAGCAGAUGGGUGUCAGGGGCACAGGCCUGGGAUUGCACAGCAGUCUCCCAGGGACGGUGAAGAGUGGUUCUCAGGCGUGUUCAGCUUCGACCGCUGCAGCUCUGCCCAGCUCCCUCUCCGGUGGUUUCCAUGCAUCAUCCUAGGGCCCCACAAGGCCACUUAACAUGUCCUGCCAGCAAGCUCAGAGGAGGACAGGCCUUUGGGUCGGGUCCAGUUCUAGACGUGAGGACAGGUCAGCCCGCCUUCUCCGAGCUUGACUUAGUUGGAGCAACUUGUCCACACGGACGAGGCGGCAGCAUGAGACCACAGGAGCAGUGGAGCUGGUCUUCCAUGAGCUCAGGCCUGGGGUUGCAGAGCCAGUCCUCAGGAGACCAGGGAACUGUCCGAGCCUCAGGCUUCAUUUUGCCGUGUGGUGAGGCUGCCUCUGGUAAGGGCCUGGAGACCUGCUCCUCAUCCCUAGCAAGCAGAACUCCCUGCCAGGACACAAGGAUCCCCAGGCCUGUGGAGGGUGGAGUUUGCCUCUUUUGGAAGAUAACUUGGAGAGCUUUUGUUCUUGCUCAUUCAUUUGCGUAAGGAAGGUUCCCCCUCUGUUGUGUAGGUUGGUCACAGUCAUAGCAGUCCUCCUGCUUUAGCACCCUGAGCUCUGGGCUUACAGGUAUAAGGUAGCACGGGCCGCCAUGAAGCAUUCUUUGUAAAGACAGAAGACAAGACGCAGGGCCAGACCUGGAGCCCAGCAGCUUCCCUGGGGCAGUGGGUCUGAGCACCCACAGAUGCCCCCCCACACCUGUCAUGCUAGGCACUGGGCACUCAGUGCUCUAGGCAGCCUCAUUUCCCCUCUGGCAAGGACCUGCAGAAUCCCAGACCCACACCCUGUCCCUCGUCCCUUCAGACAGUAUUGUGCAUUCAGGUUUUAAGGCCAUGGACUCUGGUUCCCUUCAGUGUAGACACUGCCAUGGUGCCUCCAUCAGAUUCGCAGGAGGGGGAUGGGGCGUCAGAGUGCCAUGCCGGGGUGGAGUUCUGAGAAGCGUGCCAAGUCAUCUGAGCUGACCCCACAGCUGCCCCCUGGGAAGCCUUUCACGGCUUGACACCUGCUUAGGACACAGGAGGACACUGGCCUGGCUAACCUCCACCAGACACAGGAGUGCGCCCUUGGCUGAUGGGCAAGCUGGUGUGCCUAGAGGCCAUAGCCGAGGCACCACAGCCACAUCUAAGGUAAGGUCAUUUCCCGGGGACAGAGAUGAGCCGGAGCCUGGCUUGACCCCUGCAGGGUUGCGCCUUCAGCCAGCAGACUGGAAGUGGGACUUGAGAGCUGAGCACAAGUGCUAACAGCAGGUCAGGCUAACUAAAACUAGGAGGAUCCCACGCACCAAACGGCCCUGGUACCCUACAAAUGGAUGCUGACUCUGAGGAACGUUUGGGUGCCAGGAAGAGACAAUCAAGCUAUGGGGGACAGAGGCAGUACGAGCCAUUGCUCCUGCAGCCUGCCUUGCCCCUGAGGGCAGCUGUGUGAACACAGCCCAGGUGGGCUCAGCUUGGAGGGUCGUGGCUACCCAAGAUGCCUGGAGCCGGCUGUGGAAUGGCACCUGCUGCCAGGCCGGGUGGCCACUCCAGAGCUUCCUGCCCUCUGAUCAUGUUCUUCGGGACGCAGAGUCAGUCCAUGCUGGGGCUUUCAGAAGGGCUCAGUCUCACCCACAGGGACUCUGGGGGGACCAUGUGGGGUGUGGGGUGGGCUGGAGGGUGGCUGCUCCCAGCACAACAGGUUCAAGCAGCCACGGAGGUGGUGGGCUGCUCGGGCCCAGAGCUUCCUCGGCACUUUUCCUGUUGACUUCAGCGGAGCCGAGCGCGGGGUAGAUGCGGGCUCUUCUCACUGCUUCUCCCAACUGUCACUUGUUCAGUCUUAUUAAAUGAAGUGUUGAUUCCUGACAAAUACAA